Molecule: messenger RNA, 11713 nt
Organism: Ictalurus punctatus (channel catfish)
Lineage: Eukaryota; Metazoa; Chordata; Actinopteri; Siluriformes; Ictaluridae
Gene: nsd1a
Product: nuclear receptor binding SET domain protein 1a
Exons: 24
Coding region: 1084-7311 (2075 amino acids)
Biological process (GO): regulation of DNA-templated transcription
Cellular component (GO): chromatin; nucleus
Molecular function (GO): protein binding; histone H3K36 methyltransferase activity
Source: RefSeq, a predicted model, not a curated record
CUAUCAAUGGCCUGUAACAAAAUAUAUCGUAAACUCAUCAUUAAUAAAUCAUUUCCCCUAACCCAAUCAAUGUUAUGUAGAGAUUACACAUCAAUCCUUUUCUUCUUCCUCUUGUUUGUGUGAAUCCCGGGCCGUGGUGCUCGUCUACCUCAGGGACAUGUUAACAUUACACUGGCCUGUUUUCACUGAAGCCCAAAAUGGCGAUUCAAGCCGCCAAACGACGACGACAUAUAAUUUCAAAACACUUUCCCCGUCGCAGCACGGUUUCGUUUUCUGGUCUUUCGAUAGCUUAUUACGAUGUUAUCACGGUGUAACUGGCUCGUACGGUUGAUAUUUAUGGCCGAAGGGUUUUGGCGAGCCUGUCUUAAAAUGGAGGAAGUUUAUAAACUGCACGUCUUUUGUUAGGACGAGGAAAUAUACAGCGCUGAGGGCUUGCAAAAAAACAAAAACCCAACAAAACCUUAAAACCAUCACCUCAACGCUUAGUGACUGUAUUACAUACACCAUGGGACAUAGAUAAAAAACAAACAAACCCUGUUACUGAUAGUAUUUUUCCAGGGAUACAAUGUAUAUUAUGGAGCGUUUUAUAGCCUGUGAAUGUAGUAGACUGGGGGUUGGGUGGCACUGCCGGUCUCUCUCUCUCUCUCUCUCUCUCUCUCGCUCUCUCUACAGCACUCACACACACUCACACUAGGCAGUCAAGGCUUUUGCUUUAACAUGACCAGGGCCACGAUCAAAACAAGCCAUGCAUUUCCAUGCAAAACGUGCUUCCGACCCGCUCACGUUUUGCACCGUGGCUCGGUGAAAGCAAGCGAGGCACUGACUUCUUAUUUUCUACCGCCAAUGAACUAAUCUCGUUACAUUUGUGUGUGUGUGUGUGAGAGAGUGUUUUUUUUAAAGAGUAAAGCGCGAUACUAAGAGUAGAAAUGAAAGCCGAGUCCAGGCCUAACGUUGUUAGUAGUGCCGCUUUCUGCAGAUCCGGCUUUCACAAAUCGCCAAAAAGUGACUCCUCGCCUUCCCCUGUGAACGGAUACCGGAUGGUUUUGUCUUGACCGAGCCGUAAAUGGACGAAGCCAUGCCAACAUGAAUCACUCGUAUAAAGUGGGCGCCAAGGAUGGCUCGGAAUGCCGCCCGGGCCCGCAGUGUCCGCAGGUCACUUCCUGCGGGCUCCAGCACGGCGCGAAAAAGCACUCGUCGUCGUUUGGAUACAGCCAAAGGGAACCAUCGUCGAGCUACAGUCCGCUUAGGAGGCUGCAGGAUCUGACGGCUAUGGUGAGCAGGCCCGAUAUGAGCUUGCAGGACAGGGACUUCCACGGGCGGGCUAAGGCACACGUGCACGGCUCAGAGUUCGGUCUCGGACUCGUCCAGUCGCCGCAGCCGUUCGUUCGCGGUGCUGAUGAUGGCGUGUUCAGAAACGUCCAGAAUCUGGACAGGAACGGAUUUUCCCCUGUGAGCUCGGACAGCCUGGAGCACAUCUCGCCGAUCCCUAACGGAUUCCUGCAUUUUGAGUCAAGCCUCUUUGACAGUGGGGACAGUAAGGACGACCAUGAGGAAGAGGAGCGUGUGGCGCCGUUCAAACCUUCAGCCAGGAAAUGCCAGAAAAGGGACUCUGCGAAUGCGAAGAGCUUCUCUGGUUCAGGGCUAAACUUAACCUUGAACAGACAUGAACGUUUUAACCCGGUUUCGAAAAGUACCCCACAGCCAGCACCAGACCCUUCUCCUAGUUCACCUUCGCUGCCCGUUGAUGUCAUGCUGAGGGAUUUUGACAGUUCGGAUGGCUACUCGGAUAGCGAUUGUGACCUUCCGAGCACGGAAAACUGCGCGUCGAUGUUCAACGUCGGCCGUUCUCAAAGGCCAAGCUCACCUAGCAGCACCUACUCAGACCCUUCCGACAGCCCAAAGAAGAAGCCUCUUCCAGAAGUGAAGUUCACCGUGGGUGAUGUGGUGUGGGCCAAGUUUAACCGUAGGCCUUGGUGGCCCUGUCGCAUCUCCAUAGACCCCCUGAGUGAGAGCCACACCAGGAUGAAAGAGCCCAGCAGCAGGCCGUGUCGAAUGUAUUUCGUCCGGACGUUUGGGGAGAUCGUGGACCAAGCAUGGGUUUCUGGGAAAGCCACGUAUGCUUUCGAAGGAGGCCAGCAGUUUGAGAAACUUCCCAUGCGACAAGGCAGACAAAGAGACAAGGGUUACAAAUACAUGGUUCCAAAGCGCUUGAUGCCUCUGUGGAAAGCCAGUGUGCUGGAGGCAGAGGCAGCUCUGCCCGAGUAUCUCAGGAGUAAACUACAACUUCCUUCAGUCAGAGAGAUACACUGUCCUGUUCCGGAGGAGAGGACGUGCACGUCUCCGGCCUUCCCCGACCUACAUCUGUCCUCACAGAGUCCGGUCUUCUCCAACGGGCACGAUCUUCCCGUCGUCGGCUCUCCCAAAACGAAGGAGGGGAGCAAAAAGAAAUCGUCCGCUAAAAGGAAAAACCGCUCACUGCCGAAAAGUCCCGAUAAAAUCAAAGAUGAAUUGUUCUCCAAGCCGACGUCGGGCCCCACGCCGGCCGUUCCCAAACCUCCCGCCGCUCCUACAAACGACCCGGCGUCUGACUCCAGGGAUUGCCCUUACUCCGACAUUGAUUCAGUUCCCAGGAUACUGUGUCCCAAACGCUCAGAAGAGCAACUCAAAGGGGGGUCGGAUAAAAAACUCUGCGCCGAACCAAAGGCGAGUGCAAGUAAAAAAGCGAAGAAAGUCCGCGACACAGAGAAAGGGGCGGCGUCUUCGACCAAACACAAGCCGAACAACAAGCCUGCAAUGAAAAAACAAAGGUACGCCGCGUCUAACGGCAGGAACCUGUGUAGCACUUCGCCAGGAUUAUCAGACGGCACGUUCGAGAUGCACUCUUUCUACUUGCCGGCAAGUUGCGGCCUCAUGUCCCGAGCCCUCGCAAACUACGACGGAUCCGAAGGCAAGGGCGAUCUUGACUCUAGCCUCGAAUCCCGAUCGUCUUCCUCUGACGAGCCUGAGUCGUUUUCUCCCACCCCGGACGUAUCGGAGAGCGCAGAACACCAAUGGCAAGUGAAAACAGAAACCGUAGGCGAUCCGACGCACCCGAUGUCUCAGCGCUGCGGCGGCUCCUCGAACCCGACUUUGCUCAAGUUUACAAGAAUCCGGUCCCACAAGGAGGCCUUUCAGAACGGGUCUCAUCUAAACAGUAGAGAUUUCACCUUCAGGCCUGCGGAAUUUCCAGUCGCCGGUUUAAAAAUCAAAAAAGAAUCGAGCCUUUCGUGUUCCUCCUCCUCCUCUGUUUCAUCCACGUCGCCUUCACCCUUGGAGGUUUUCCGCGAGCCUAAAGACCUCUCUUUACAUCCGCUGGUGAAAGACGAAUGUGGUUCGGACGACCCCAACUCCAAGUACAAAUUCACCACCUACCUUAUGUUGCUGAAGGACUUGCACGACACCCGGGAGAAGGAGGGAAGGCCGCUGACGCUGCCCCCCACCUCUCCGUCCGCCCUUAUCAAACAGGAACCCUCGCUCCUCCCGACACAGCCCCACCCUGACCGCGCGACUCCCAACACGGUUCACAAGAACGACGGUCAGACUCCCGGGGUUCAGAACGGGCCGCAGAGGAAACCCACAAGCAGCCAGAAGCCGAACAGGUCGAAACCUAAGUCCACAGGAAAAAAGGAGGCUCAAAAACCUGACGCUGGGAACAGUUUGCUUCCUCUGGUUUCAGACCAUAAGAAACAGAACUCGCUAGAUGUGGUUGAUGCGAGAGCAGCGCCCACUGAGAAGCUCUCAAAGUCCCAGUCAGAUUCUGGCCUCGAUAGCAGCGGGAAGGGCACGAUGUCGGCGGUGGCACCGAAGAAGCGCUGGCAGACGUUCGAUGCUGAGGUCGAGGACAGGACAAAGCCAAAGAAUAAUCAGAGCAGCGUGCUUGAGCAGGACAGGGUCGUGCCUCCUGCCAGACUCAAUGGAGUGUUUGAAGAGAGCCACCGAAGCCCUCAGGUCAAUGCUACGGAGAGGAAGGAAAGCUCUGAGUGCAAGAGACUGCGGAAGCCGAGCAAGAGGCUGAUCGAGUGGAGCGAGGAGUAUGAGCAAAUCUUCAUUUCGAAGAAGAAAACUAGGAAAACCCCCGAGUCCUCCAAAGCAGCGUCCUCGAUUAAUAACACUAAUGUUGCCGAGCAGACCCUGAACCCCCCACAGGCUGACGGUGUGAGCUCGGCGGCAGGUCAGCCGCCCGACGCCUGGACAACGGAACCGUCGCAGCUCGCUCUAGACCAAGCAGAUAGCGUUCUCCCUUCACCUCCUCCGUCAACGCCCCACGACGCCCCCACGGUCGAGGCAGAAUGGGUUGAAAAGAAAACGGCAUCUUCAGAAAGAAAACGGCCACGGAAGCCCACGAGUAAAGCGCUGGAAUCUGCUUUCGAGGACGAGCUCGUCUGGAUCCCAAAGAAGAAGGAGUAUAAGCAGCAGGGUCAGUGGUCAGAGGAAGCGGCCGUCAAAGAUGUUCAGAAAAACGAAGUUCCCGGAGACACUCUGUCCGGCCCCCCUUCUAAACCAGGUAUACCGCCCAGACCAGCUGACGCGCAGACGCCCGUGAAGCGGCCCGCGACGCCCAGCGUCUUCCAGAGCCGCACGCCAGGAGAGAACCGCAGUCCGGCCGAGCCCAAAACAGACGAGAGGAAACCACACGACAACCCAGGACCUUUACACGCAGAGGUGUUUGGCGCAGCACCAAGUGACGACGUCGUCCAGGCCCGAGACUCGUUUUCUGCUGAAACGGCUCUGUCUAACAGUAAAAAGGUAUCGGAGAAAGGAGGAGGAGGAGGAGGAGGAGGAGGGGGAGGCGCCUCGCUGAAGGAGAACGUGUGUCAGGUGUGUGAGAAGACAGGUGAGUUGCUGCUGUGCGAGGGACAGUGCUGUGGGGCGUUUCACUUACAGUGUAUCGGCCUCAGCGAGACCCCCAAAGGACGCUUCAUCUGCCAGGAGUGCACUACCGGCGUGCACACGUGUUUUGUGUGUAAGAAACCGGGCGAGGACGUCCGGCGCUGCAUGAUCCCGGUGUGUGGGAAGUUCUACCACAUGGAGUGCAUAAUGAAAUUCACCCCCACGACACAACAGAACCGAGGCUUCCGCUGCUCUCUCCACGUCUGUUUGUCCUGCUACAUCACCAACCCUGCAAACCCCUCCAGCUCCAAGGGUCGCCUGACCCGCUGCGUGCGCUGUCCGGUGGCGUACCACGCGAAUGACUACUGCAUGGCCGCCGGAAGUGUUCCGCUGGCCAACAACAGCUUCCUGUGUCCCAACCAUUUCACCCCCCGCAAAGGCUGCAAGAACCACGAGCACAUCAACGUCAGCUGGUGUUUCGUCUGCUCCGAAGGGGGCAGUCUGCUGUGCUGCGAGUCCUGUCCUGCUGCCUUCCACCGCGAGUGUCUGAACAUCGACAUGCCCAAAGAGAGCUGGUACUGCAACGACUGUCGCGCAGGCAAGAAACCCCACUACAAGGACAUCCUGUGGGUGAAAGUGGGCCGCUACAGGUGGUGGCCAGCGGAGGUGACUCAACCCAAGAACGUCCCUGAGAACAUCUCGCGCCUGAGGCACGAGGUAGGCGAGUUCCCCGUGCACUUUUUCGGCUCCAAGGACUACGUGUGGACGUACCAGGCGCGCUGCUUCCCCUACAUGGAGGGCGACGCCCAGAACAAGGAGAAAAUGGGCAAAGGCACGGACGCUGUCUACAAGAAAGCUUUAAACGAGGCUGCCGAGCGAUUCCGAGAGCUCCAGGCGGAGAAGGAGAUGAGGCAGCUUCAGGAAGAUAGGAAGAACGACAAGAAGCCCCCGCCAUACAGACACAUUAAGGUGAACCGACCAGUAGGCAAGGUGCAGAUCGUGACGGCGGACCUGUCGGAGAUCCCGCGCUGUAACUGCAAGGCCACAGACGAGAACCCAUGCGGCAUGGACUCGGAGUGUAUCAACCGCAUGCUGAUGUACGAGUGCCACCCGCAGGUGUGUGCGGCAGGAGAGAGGUGCCAGAACCAGUGCUUCACCAAACGCGAAUACACGACGGUGGAGAUCUUCAGAACGCUGUCACGCGGCUGGGGGCUCCGUAGCAUCAGCGACAUCAAGAAGGGCGCGUUUGUGAGCGAGUACGUGGGCGAGGUGAUCGACGAGGAGGAGUGUCGCGCCCGGAUCAGACACGCGCAGGAGAACGACAUCAGCAACUUCUACAUGCUCACGCUGGAUAAGGACCGCAUCAUCGACGCAGGGCCGAAGGGAAACCAGGCGCGCUUCAUGAACCACUGCUGCCAGCCCAACUGCGAGACUCAGAAAUGGACAGUGAACGGGGACACGCGAGUCGGGCUCUUCGCCCUCGUGGACGUCCCUGCAGGCGUGGAGCUCACCUUCAACUAUAACCUGGAGUGUCUGGGAAACGGCAAGACGGUGUGUAAAUGCGGAGCGCCGAACUGCAGCGGCUUCCUGGGCGUGCGACCGAAGAACCAGCCCCCGUCGGAGGACAAGGCCCGUAAAGGAAAGAAGAAGAUGUCCGCGAAGAGGAAGAGCCAGCUGCAGGUGGUGAAGGAGCGCGAGGACGAAUGUUUCUACUGCGGAGACGGCGGGCAAAUCAUCUCCUGCAAGAAGCCCGGCUGCCCCAAAGUUUACCACGCCGACUGUCUGAACCUGUCCAAGAGACCCGCAGGUCGAUGGGAGUGCCCGUGGCACCAGUGUAAUGAGUGUGGCAAGGAGGCGGCAUCGUUCUGCGAGAUGUGCCCCAGCUCGUACUGCAAGCAGCAUCGUGACGGCAUGCUCUUCAUCUCCAAGCUGGACGGUAAGCUCUCGUGCAGCGAACACGACCCGUGUGGCCCCGACCCCCUGGAACCCGGUGAGAUUCGCGAGUACAUGCCUGCCUUAUCCCCGCCGCCCAACGCGACCAAGUGCAGGCUAACCUCGCCCACCGCUGAGCUCUACAUCCCUCCCGCCCCCAGGAGAACGCCCUACAGCAGCCGGCGACUGCCCUUUGACGACGAGGUCGUGUUGGACGAAGACCUGUUUUCUGCCUCUUCUCCGUCUAAAGGCGCGAAAGAUAACACGACGGCCGAGGUAGAGGACGGAGAGGUGGUGGAAGGGCUGAGCGGGGGCGAGGACGUGGGACUGGAGGUCAUAGGAGACGAGGAUGAGGACGGGGAGGUGGACUACGACGACGAUUUCGAUGACGAGGACGAAGAGGAGGAUUAUGAAAAGUCAUGGUACGGGGACGAGGGGGAUGAUGAAAAUUGCGUAGACGAAGACUUUGACGCUGAAGGGUUAGAGGACGAGUCGUAUAGGGGGAAGUGAGCAAUUUGUGUUUACUAUCCAUCCAUCCAUCCAUCCAUCCAUCUAUCCAUCGAAACAUCAGUCACGCACUCGAUCGCCAGACGGCCUCGGCGACCGAGACAGGUGAAGCGAAGCGCCAUUUCUCUGUCAGUUACACUUUGUAGCCUGUAGGGACGAAGCAGGGAAUCUGAUCUCAGAUCCGGAGAUGCUCAGAGAUCAGCUAGCGCACGCUCAGCUGGGCGCAACUCUUUUUCCACUCUGACGGACACGGGCGACGCACUGAGAUCGAGACCGAAGUCAGCUUGCCUUUUUACCCAAGUCCAUUUCAGACGAAUGGGACUGGAAAAAUCCAGUGGUGCUGUGGACCUCUGGCUGUUCAGUCAGACGUCCAGUAUUGGGUGUAAACUUACUGUCUGGUGCUUCUUUGUGUUUCUUUUCGUUUCUUUUUCGUCAUCUCCACCUACUGUUUACAUUUUUCUCUUUGGCAAACCACGGACAGGACGGAAGACAUCUGGUGAGCUUGAAGUUCGGGCAGCAACACUUGUCACCGCGUUUUAAAGAACACGUGAAUCUUUCUUAAAAACGGACUUUUAAACGCUUAACACCGGUCCUGUUAACGUAGAUUGGUAUUUGGGUCAAAUUAGAUAACACAGUGCUAAAUACAUACGUACGUACGUGUGUGUGUGUGUGUGUGUACAGUUCUGGAUAAAAUGAAGAGACCACUGCUAAAUUAUCAGCAGGCAUGUGUUUGGGUAAAACGAUUGAACAUUUUUGUUUUAUCCUAUAACGUACUGACACGAUUUCUCCCCAAGCCCGAAUGAAAAAAUAUCGUCAUCUAGAGCAUUUAUUCGCAGAGAACGAUAACCGGUCAAAAAUAACCACGACGGAAAAGAUCGUCCGUGUUGUCGGACCUCGAGUGACGUAAAGAAAGGAAGUCCGUAUUCAUUUUUAAACAACGCGAGACCGGACGUCUUGACUUAGGAAGAGUUCAGAAAUCCGUUUCCGGUGGAAUAAUCACGGCUUCCGCGCGUCUCGGCACGCUCUCCACUUUUCCCGUGCGCUUGUAGGCGUUCUUCUUCUUCUUCUUCACCACUUGUGGACAGGCUAAAACACGUGCGCGUAUUUGCUGCCCCCUUCAGGUCCGGAGGAAUCGCAACCUCGAAACCUCCAUUAGAAUCGGUUCACACACUAGUGCAGAAAAACAAGUACCGUGACGUUUUUACCGACUCGGUACCGAAGUAUCGGUUCUCGUGACAUCCCUAGUACUAGCACUGUCCUUGACAUCCAGCCGGUCGUAUCGCAAGAGCAUAGCGAUGACCACAGCAGUGGUUUUUAUACUUUUCCUCGUUAAAUGAGAUUUGGUUCAGGUGAUCGCCUAAUCGGUACGUCAUUCAGUAGAAUGAGGUGGGCCCGUGUUGGAAUUCAACAGACAUUGGGAUGAUAUGGCUGCCAAAUAUGUAGAGAUACUGAUUUUAGAAAAAUUUACAGUGGUCUCUUAGUUAAUUUUUUCCAGAGAGAGAGAGAGAGAGAGAUAUUCAGAUUCUGAGUCUGUGAAAGUGAGCCUUGGCCCAGUCGUGGUUAUUUAAAGUGCACCUAUUAUGGUUUUUCAAAUAUGACCUUUCAUGUAAUGUGUUCUAUACGUAGCUGUUUGUGAAUGUAAAACGUCUGCAAACUUUCAAAAAUCAAAGCGCACGACAAACGGGGUUAUCGACUCCCAAACGAAGGAACCGAUUCUGAACAGCUGAAUCGAGUCGUUAGUGAUUCCAGACUUUACUUCCUGUACAGACCAGCGUAGGUUUGUAACAAAAAGCCCCGCCUCCGGUCUUCAUCGGCCGCUCGUUGACAGACCAAUCACGACAGACCGGGACGUCGGACCAAUCAGAGCAGAGUACGCUCUCUGAAAGGAGAAGUCUAGAACGAAUCCUUUAGAACGGAUCAUUGAACGAAUCGUUUGUGACACCGGGGGGAAAAAAGUAACGCUGCGGUUUAAAUUACGAUCACGUCGAAGUGUUUUUUGACCUCGUACGCGUGUAAAUCUAUCGUAUGAGACGUUUAAAACAAAAUCAGGCACGUUUCAAAACCAUAAUAGGUGCGCUUUAAGGAAACGUUUAGAUCCAGGAAGGUAAUAUUAGUGAUGGACAAAUCUUAUAUCUUGACAGAUUUGAGUUCAGACGCCGUGCUAAAUGAUAAUUCUCCACUUCAGAUUGUGUUUGAGAUGGAAUCAGGCGUUUCUCCUGCUUAGUUAGAACGGAAACCCGCAGCCACAUGGGUGAAAUUCAGAUAAGACCCCUGACCCCUGAUCUCAGCGAUGCACUUUUGGAUAUUGACCAUGCUUUCGUAUAAUUGGUAGGCUGGUUCUGUGUGUCCCAUUCAGAAUUUGGUGACAAUAAAUUUAAUUAUAUACACACACAUAUAUAUAUAUAUUUUAAAAAAAGCUUUCGGCAAUCACAAGCCCUAAAACAAAUUGUGAUCAAGAGUUUUAAGUGCAGCAAACAGGAUUUUAAGUGACUCGAUCCCCAGCCGUGACGCUCGAAUCAGUGUUUAAGAGCCGGAGUUGUUAGAGAACGUCCUUCUGGGUUGGAGACGACUAAAACUACGGUUUCACUUCGAGACUUUUUACGUCGACAUUCCAGGCAUCAAGAUGUGAUUUCUGUGCCGCGCGGACGUUUCACGCCCCGACCCGGUCAGGAUUCGUGAAAGCAUUUCAAGAGCGGACAGACUUUUAUCCGCGAUACUACUCUUCGACUCUACGCUUCCGAUCUGCAGUUCUUAUUUUCAUAUGGUUCUGUUCGUUUCAUUUCUCAGUAAGCGUGUUCUCCUCGUCACACCCGAUUCAUUCUCAAGCCUGCAGUGAAAACAUUUCAAAGAUGAUUCUUUUUUUUUCUUCUUCUUCUUCAAAGGGUUUCGCAAGAACGACCCGUGCCGAACUCCGGUCACGGACCGUACAAACCCACACAUGUGGGGAAAAAUAAUAAUAAUAAUAAUAAUAAUAAUAAUAAUUCAGUUAACGUGUGAGUUAAGAAUGAAAAGGUCUUUUUAAAACACUGUAAAAAAAAAAAAUCAUUUGGUGGAUGUUUUUUUUUUCUUUAAAGUACCCUUGUGCUUCCUCCUCUGCAGGGUACGCUCUGUUUCUGAUUCUUCUAGAGUUGUCUUUGCAUAUACAAUGGACUUUGAGAGGGUUUUUUUUUUUUUUUUUUAAAGACUUUAAUGCAGAAAUUUGGACCUAAAAAAAAAAAAAAAAAAACAACAACGUCCAGCCGGCUCACUUUUUUAUAAAAAGUUUCCACACCGGUGCUUCGUUUCGAUUGCUUCCUCAUGUCCAGUGUUCAGAAUAUUUUUCCAUUAGUGUCUGUCCCGUCACAUGGUUUCUGUAACCAGGCCGACGUGGUUCUCAUCGUGAGAUGGAUUAGAUGAUUAGACGGUAAUUUACGCUCCCGGUAGACGCUCGAAGGAAAGUAAGUUUUUAAAAAAAAAAAAAAAAAAAGGAAAUGCAUCUAAAAGUUGAACUGCCGACCUCGCUGACACGACGAAAGUUAGCAUUUAGCAUUGGAUGGAACGUUAGUGGAGACUUUGAGAACGGCGUAGUGGUGCACCCACUAGACGAUGACAGCUUUGUGCCUUUUUUUUUCUUUGUUGUUGUUGUUUUUUUUUUUUUUUUUUACCUCAGACGGCGUUCCUGAAGGGUCUACAUCAAUUCCUCGUGGACGUUCUGAAUCUUGUUCACCAAACUUGAAACCAUUUAAAAAAAAAAGUCAUUAAGUGUCUGGUUUGUAUUCUGGAGAUGUGAAUUUAUUUUUUAUUCGAGCCAACAGAAUGAAAAUACGUUACAGAAUCUGAAAAUCCCGACUAGUGAGUUACCCGACGAAAGCGAGAGACUGCUGUUCCAAAUGAAGGACACUCUUUUUAUUACUAUUAUUAUUAUUAUUAUUAUUAUUAUUAUUAUUGUUUGAACAAUGUUUUGGCCUUACAAUCAUUCUCUUUUGAUAUCCACUGAAUGUUAAAGCUCCUGCCCCACUUGUUUUUGUCCUUUUUUGUUGUUGUUGUAAUCUUUACAGCGGCCAUCUUUCUUGUCGAAACAAAAAAGCAUGUUUGUGUUCCUUUAGUCUCUUCAUAUUUAUGGACUUUGUAGAAUCAGUUCUCACUGUUUUACACUUUUGUUGUACAUUUCUCUGUGUGUGUGUGUGUGUGUGUGUGUGUGUGUGAGUGUGUGUGCCUGCACACGUGUGCGUGCGUGUGUGUGUUUUGUAUGGCGUGUUAGUUGCCCAAUCCGAGUGUGCUUUGGUGCUGCAAAGAAGACGAAACACACACCGGUUUGGUCUGGGGAAAGUGGGGCAAAGUCGUUGCUGCCAUGUUAGAAUCGUCUUCAACUGUACUGUACUCCUUUGUGUAUAUGAAAAUAUUAUAAGUAAAGUUUUACAGUAGA